AUGCGACUAGCUACGAUCGGGGUUGACUCACGAGUGGUCAGUGGCGAAACACGCGUCUGGCCGACUCCCCCUUACUCCCGGUCCAAGGUAGCGGAAAAGGGCGAAGCACGAGCAGGGAAGCUGCACCCAAUACUCGCAAACCGGCACCUCGAUACACGCAUCAAAUUGACGGUUUCGAAGAGCGUAAUCGUACCGCCACUAGAGUACGCCGGAGAAGUAUGGGAAGGAAAUAAGAAGGUAGUGAAAGAACUCGAGGCGGCGCAGAUGAAAGCAGCGAAAACCAUCCUAGGAUGCUCCAGGCGCACAAGUAAUGCAGCCGUGAGGGCAGAAUUGGGGAUCCAAUCCCUACGGUCGGGAAGAGACGCGAGGAAGCUGAC
Messenger RNA from Ectocarpus sp. CCAP 1310/34, 377 nucleotides. NCBI's taxonomy places the organism in Eukaryota, Phaeophyceae, Ectocarpales, Ectocarpaceae. The record is from the annotation of a GenBank genome assembly.